Molecule: messenger RNA, 11418 nt
Organism: Paramecium octaurelia
Lineage: Eukaryota; Ciliophora; Oligohymenophorea; Peniculida; Parameciidae
Source: the annotation of a GenBank genome assembly
AUGAAUAACACAGAACAAAAUCAGACUCCUGGUACUUCCGUAAAGGUAUAUCCAAGUGGAUAUGCUGAAUAUGAAUUAUUAAGUUACAAAGAAAAACCAACUCCAAGGGAGGACCUAGAAUUUAUACAAUAUGGGGAAAUUGGAGUAAGAGAUUUAUUAUAUACAUAUAGGAAGACGAUUAAAAAAUAAAAGCCUAACUUGUAGGCAGCAAGGAUUAAUUGAAUUAAUGGAUGAUUCAAUUCAAGCAACAAAAAUAAGGCGAAGGCAAUAAAACAAACAAAGCAGAGAAUGAGAGUCGCUUAGAAAGGUAUAAAUUGAUCACUAUUCUAGUAUAUAUUCGGGAAUGAUUUUACUUCGAAGAUUGACAAGACUGAUACUAUAAAUUUUAUUUAUAGGUCUUGUUGUAGGAUUUUUUGCAUGGGGAUAUUUUGUAACAGUGAAAAACUCAUCUUGGAGUGCAUUGAAGGAUACUAGCAAUAUUGAUAUAUAUGUUGGCAAUUGUUUUUUGAAUGUGAGCCAGUCUGAUGACUAUUUGAAGGUAUAUUAACAAAAACAUAUAUUAGUUUUCAUUCAAAGCGAAAGGAAGUAUGAGCCAGUAAGUGAAUGGAUCAGACGAUUUUAGAAUUAUGGGAGAAAUAUUAGACACAGGUGUUGCUAAUCUCACAUUUUAUGAUCCAAAUCCUGAUGUAUCUAUGUUUAAAUACGUUUUAGCAAAGGACUUGCAUGAUUGAUUUGCAACUGCCAAAAUAAAUUGAUAAUUUAAAAAUACUGUGCAAAUAUGAAACAGAGUGUGUAAUGGCUUUUGGAUUAGAUGAAUUAGUAGUUAAUACAUUGUUUAACGCUACGUCAGAGCCCAAGGCAAGAAUGCAGAUUAAUGUGAGAAAUUUAAAAACACAAAGUUUUAUUUUUCAUUCAGAAUCAUCGGGCAAUUUGUUUUUGAAUCAUUUCCUAGUCACUGAGGCUAAUAUAAGAAUGCUGAGUGGAGAUAUCAUCAUUUAAUCAACUCAAUCAUACUUUUUGAAUUAUUCAUCAUAAUCAUAAGCUAUUUGUACAACCGCAUAUUAAAUUAUAAACGAAGCAUAAGAGAAUUGUUAUUUAGAAGCAAAUCAACAGGAAAUGCUUACCAAAACAUGUGUUGGCUAGAUGGAUUUAUGCUAAGAAGACUCCUGCAAUACAUUGCAAAAGAUUAACAUUAUUGGUAAUUCAAGUACAAUAUAUGCCAAUAUCCUCCUUGAUGUAGGUAGACCCUUAAUCGAUGGAGUUGACGAAUUUGAAUCAUUCCAGACUUAUCCUUUUUCGUCUGGAAACUUAAAUUUUGAUUAAGAGUCCCUCCUUAAAAUACAAUAAUUUAUGAAUAAUAGUGGAUCCGCAGAUGUUGCUGUAAGACUUGAUGUUGGUGGUCACUACUUACUACAACACACGUAUAGCACAUACUGGUCCUUUUUCAGUAACCCUUCAUAUGCAGCCUUUUAACCAUGGUGGUUAUCUGCAUUUUCGGCUACUUUCUUGAAUCCUACAUUUACUCAUUUCUAAGUAAGCACAGAUCCAGGAAUGUGUCCCUGGAAUCCAGCUUUGAAUGCAAGAUAAACAUUAAAAAUUUAAGAAUUAAUCAAGAGAACUUUUAAUACUACUUAUGGAGAAGCUAUAUUUAUUUAAAAGGAUAAUUUUGUCAAGUAAAAUGAAACGUUAAAUGAAAAUCUUACUUAUCCUGGUUUUGAUCCAUUGGAAGAAAAGCAAAGAGGAAAGUAUGAGAGUUGGUCAACUAUUCAAAAUAUUGCCAAUAACAUUGUUUAUUAACCAUUACACUAUGAUCCAUUUUUCAUAGCAGCAAUCGCCUUAUCAUUAUUGUCCUCUUUAAUAUUUGGUAUUGUUUGUAUAUUUGUAUUGAUUGUUUCAUUACAAGGACUGGAAACCUAUGUUUUGGAAACUUCUUCAUAAUUUUAAAAUUAUAGCGCAACAACCACCCAAAGCACAAAAGAUAAUUUAGCAGCUAUUGCAAAAAGAAUGAUCUAAAAAUUAGAUCAACUAGCUUCUAAAAAGGAUCCACCUAUUUUAUUAGGUGUAUUAUCAUACAUUUUUUAUGUUUUUGGAUAAUAAUCCUUCAAAAGUGCUCCAAAAAUGUUUUGCAAGACUUUAUUCAAAAAGAGUAAUUAAAAAUAAACAGAGUAAUAUUAUAAACAAACCUUGGACAAAACCUAUUUAAAUAUUGAUGAGGAAGAAGUUAAAGAACAAUAUGAAUAAUUCUGUUUCCUUAACAAAUUAACAAUAGAGCCAUUAUCUUAAUAAGAACAGUUGUUAGAAUAAUAUGGUUUCGAAUUUGCAGAGAAAGAUGAUGUGCUUAUAUUGUCCAAAAUCAAAUUGAAUCCAAACGCUAAACCUUAUUAAGAACUUACUGAUGAAGAAAAAACAUCUGGAAAUUCUUUAGAGCUCUUUAUGGCCACCUAAUGUUUAUUAACAGGAAUUCCUGCGGAUAUUGUGCCAUCUGAUAAACUUGAAAAGGCAUAUAUUAAAUUCUGUGGAAAGACUUUAAGAGUUGAACAAUUCUAAGUUAAAGAUAUCUCAAAUGAUUAUGGUCUCUUGAUAUCAGAUCUCAAGGCAUUUGAAUUAAGGAAAGUCAAAACUGGAAUCCAAUAAAGAUAAUCAUGGUACAUAAGAUUUUUGGGUAGAUGCACUCAUUACAUUCCAUUUAUUGAAGAUUAUUAUCUUGAAUAACCAGUAUUUUUAUUGAGAAGAAACACAGAAAUUAAUAGAUUUUAAUAAAACCCAAUUAAAACCAUGGGUUCUAAAUAAUUAAAUGCUCACGUAUUUUAUUACAACUAUCCCUUUAUGUUUAUUCAAAGCUUGAUUUUUAACUAUAAAACCAGAAUCUUCAAUAGAGAAUAUUCGUAUAGAGAAGUUGAAGAAGGAAAUGUCUUGAUGGAUUAUUUUGAUGCCCUUUAUAUGAAUGGUUGGAUAUUAUCAGACUUAGCUGUGGUUUUAGGCAACUUUUUGGUAACUGCAAUUACAAUAGUCCCAAUGCUUUACUUCAUCAUCAUCAUUAACACAUCAUACUCACCCUUCUCUAUUUAUGAUCCAAAGAACUUAUUAUUUAUGGAUGAUGCUUUAAGUAGACCAUGGACUAUAACUAACUACUUCGGCAUUUUGGAUUACUGGGUCUUAGUCUUAGGUGUGUUAUUGGCUUAUUAUGCAAUCAUUACAUUCUUAUUCUAGAGUGUCAAAUACUUAUUAUCCUAUUUCCCAGAUGAAGUGGGUUAUAUGUGGGAGUUUAAGUUGUACUAGAACAAAUUAAUGAAAUAUUUCAAUUGGUUCUAAUGGAUACAAUUCUUGAUAUUGGCAUUCAGUGUAUUCUUUUACUUCGGAUUAAUAAUCGUAUGGUUACUUUUGGGAGCAAUUAUCAAUCCUAAUUAUUAUUUAGUUUACUCAUCAUCUGCCUUGUCAUUAGUGGCAUUUAUUGCUGCUUAGAUAUCUUAAAUCAAGACUACUUAUGAAUUAGCUUGCAAUGAAAUCAAGAAGAUAAUUAAUGAUAUCUACUUGAGAACUUUUGGGUAGUUGGCUGGAGCUAUAAUAAAGGAAAUCUAAAAGUUAUCAGAUUUAUCAACUACUAUCAUCAAUUCAACUAAUAUGGAUAAAGCUAAAGAAAUGGCUGAUAACCUAGGUUUUGGUGAAGAACUCAAUGAAUUGUGUAUUCUAACUUAAGGUAUGAUCGAUAAUGCUGGUUCUACUGAUUUAAAUUAGGAUUAAAUUAAUUUCAAGCAAAUUAAGGAUAAAUUUAUACAAAAGGCUUGCGAGAAGUUUAUAAGAAUUGCAAAGGAUUAAUUCGAUGUACCUGAAAUCAUAGCUGAAUAAUUGGUUAAGGUUAACUUUGUAAAGUUUGAGGAAAUUAUCGACCCAUUGGCAAAUCAAAUCUAAAUUUAAAGUUAAAACAAAAUACCAGCUGGAAUUGUUAAAUGGAUUUAUGCAACAUCUGUUAAAUUGAGUAGGGUAUUUUCUAAAAAGACUCCAGAAGAAUAGAGAAAGGAAUUAUAAGUUCACUUACCUAUCAUUAGUGAGUUUUUACUUAACGCUGUUGUUGAUGGCAUGAUGUUACAAACACAGAUUGAAGACAAAGGAGCAAGUCAAUAAGCAUUCAAAAGUGUGAUGCUUUCUCUAUUUAAUUUAAUGAUGGAUAGCACACCUAAAAAUAUAUUAGUUUAGGUUAAAAAAUUAUUUGAAAACCUCAAAGACUUUGUUGCCAUUUCUCCAAUUCCUUUGUAAGCUUUAGAAAUGAUAUUUUAAUAUGCUCAAUCCUUAAAUGAAAAUACCAAUGUUGAAGAGGCAAAAUAAGGAUUAAUCAAAUAAUUACUAUCCUUAUUUAAUAUUGAUCAAGAUUUGGCUGCAGUGUAUCAACUUCUAUUUUCUAAGCAGUAAUCCUUGUUUAUUGAUAAAGAGAUGUAGUUGACUCCCACUGAACAAGCAGGAGUAAUUAUUAGACUAUGUGAUAAAUAUUUCUUAAAGGACAAUAUGGAUCAAACUCUCAAAUCCAAAUUUGAAAUAUUCAUACUCUUUGCUAUCAAAUUCUUAAAGAAUGACAAACCACCUCUCUCAGAUCUAGUGAAACUAUUUUCAGAAAUUUAUCCAGGAGAUGAUGGAGGAAAUGAAGAGUAUUUUGAGAAAUUAUUGGAAAAGAAUUAUGGUCUAUUAAAUGUUGGAUUUUCAAGUUUGUAAUUAUGUACUAAAAAUUGGAAAUAAGAAUUGCCUAUCAAUUUACAAGGUAAGUCUCUUGAAUUUAUUUUUGAUAUUUUGUUUGUGUCCAGUAGAUUUUUAUGGUCAUCAAGCAUUUUAGACAAAAGUACUAAUGAAAGUGAAACUGUUUAAAAUCAAAAUGGAGCAUGGAGUGAUUAAAUCUUCUCUAAACCUGCCACCUAAAUUUUAUAAAGAAAAGACAAAUUAAAUAAUAGAGACAUCAUUGAACCAAUCUCAUUAGCAUUCUCAAUCUCUGAAAAUGCUGUUAUUGGAUUAAUUUUAACUUUAAGAAAUGAAAUUUAAGAUACAAUUUAUCAUAAUGCUAUUUACUAUGAAUUAGUUAAAAUCACAUCAAAAAAUUUAGAGAGUAAAAUGAUCCAAGUCAAAUUCAUUUUUGAAUUGCUUUCAAGAACAAAUUUUGAAGAUAUUUUGAUAUACUUGUGCUCAUAUAAAUAAGUAUACAAAGGAUUGAUUGAUAAACUAUUGGAUAUAGUCUUUUCUUCCAAAGGAAUGUUUAGAGUAUUCAAUGGAUUUUUAGCAAUUGAAAAAAUAUUAGAUAAAAGUUUGAACAUUGAAUGUGGAAUUGAAGAAGAUAAAUUAAAACAAUAUCUGCUUAGUGCAAAAAUGUAAUGUUUUGGUAAAUAAUUCAAUGAUAUAAUAAAUAAAGAACCCAAAGUAUUUAAGGAGAAUCUUAAUAGAAUAUAUGAUUUUAAUUUUAAAGAUAUCGCUAAACCUAUAGAAUAAGAUGACAUCGAGGAUCAAUUAGUAAAUCACUAUAAAACUGAAAAAGUUACCUUCUUUACUUUCCUCAAGAAAUCCCUAAGAGAUGAAAAAUCAAAUAAACAAGAAAAGGCAGAUUUCUUAGCUGAAUUAUCCAACCAAGUCCCUCUGAAAUUAGAAUACUUAUACAUGAUUUUGGAACAAUAAUAAGGUGUUCUAUCAAAUAAUACUUUAAAUUCCCCUUUACUUAAUGGAUUGAAGGUUGAGCCAUUCAAAAAUUUGUUAGCACUUAUUUCAUUCAAGGAUGCAACUAGCAUAUCAAAGGCCAUAAAAUAUUUCAUUGGUUAUAAUCCCAAAUCAUAUGAGAGCAUUGAUCUUAACAAAAUAUAAAUAGAACUUCAAAAAUUUAUUGAUGUGGAAUAAAAUAUUGCAUCCUUCUAAUUGCCAAAUACUGUACCCUACUAAUUCUAAAAAUUACUGAACUUGUUUAUUAACUAGAUAUUCCAAACCAGACUAGCAACAAGCACUUCCUUAUAUAGCGACUUAUUCAAUUACAUUAAAUACGAAAUAGCUAAUUUUAAAAUAGAUUAUGAUAGCAAAAAAUAGUUUGAGUUAUCUCCAGUUGUUUUCAACCAAAAUUCAAAAAUGGACCCAGAAUAAGUGAAAAGUCUUUAAGAUUUGAUACCAUUUUCUGAAAAGUUUGUUAAAAUGAUGUUCAAUCAGAAUAAUUCAAUUAGACAUAAAGCAAUCAGAGAUGUAUUAUAUUAAUUAUAUCCAAAACCAUAACCCAAAUAAUUGGCUAAUCAAUAUCAAGAAUAGAUUAAUAAUCUCUAGAGUUUCAUAUCUGGAUUAAUGGAUAAGAAUUACGAAGAUGUAUUGGCUUUCCUAAUUCAAUAUUGCGAUUUCAUCAAAGAAAAUAAAUUUAGAAAGUUUUUCAAGAAGGUAUUGGCUAUUGUUAGAGGGUUUGUUACUCAAGAAGCAGUCAAGGAAGAAGAUAAAUCUACCAAAUAAUUAAUUUGGGCUACUUAAUAAUUGAAAUAUUUCAUUAGCUCAGAUUUAGAUUGUUUCAUGGAACUCCUUUAAACUUAUUUUAGUACUGUUUUGAGUUCAGAGAAACCAAAUCAAAAUGCUAUAUAAGGAUUAUUCAGUUUGAUGACUCCUAAACCAGAUUUCGAUGUCUUGGUGAAUAUCUUUGAUUUAGAUGAAGAAGCAAUCAAAUUUGCAUAAUUUUUAGUAUCUGCCUUAGUGUCAGAAAAUAAAUCCAAAUUGUUAUAAAAUCCACAAGUUCAUUAAUUGAUUGAAAAGAAAUUCGGAAUUAAGGAAGUAGGUCCUUUGAUUGAUUUGUCUGGUAUUUUAGAAUCAAAUUCCAUGGAUUCAAAGUCAUUGAUAAGCAAGUUAAAAAUGGAAUAAAAUCCCACUGCCUCAAGAUUAUUCUAAGUUUUCUUUGCAUUUAAGAGACAGUUAGUAAAAGGAGAAUCUUGGAAAGAAUUGUAAGAUAAUUUUAAUUCAUUGGCUGAGUAAAGAGCUAAAAUAUUUAAAUAAGACAAAGAGAAUAAGAAACAAUAAGGUUAAUAAAAUGAUAUUGGAUAAACAGAAGUACUUGAAGUCUUACAUUGGUUCUCUCAUCCUAGACCAACCAAUUUCUUAUAUUUAUUAAACAAAAUUCAAAUACUUGAUCAAUAGGAACCAGCAGCAAUAUUUGCAGCAGCUAUUGCAGGAAUUGGUAAAUAUGAUAAAUUUGAUUGGUAUAAAGAUAAAUAACCAGAAUAAAUUAGAAAUAGAUCAGAUACUCUCUACUAAUAUUCUUAAAAGUCUGUGGAUAGAGCAUUGCUUUAUGUAGCUUAAACUAGCGAUUAAGAUGCUUAAGAAGCCUUUGGUCUAUUACAAUUGGCAGCUGGUAUUAAUCCAGUCUUAGUAAGUGCAAUAUUUAAUGAGAAUCAAAAUUCUAAUCCAUGCUAAUAAUAGAUACUGUAAUCAGAGUCAACUAAUAACUAAAAAAUAAUAAAGGAUUUCAUGAAGAAAUUCAAUAAUUUUGAAUAUGAUGCAUUAGCUUUAAUAAAAAUAAUUGAAUUUGAAACUUUAAAGAAUUCAUAAAAUGAAAGACUGACUCCUGAAAUUAUUAAUGAUUUACUGAAAUCCCUUGAUUUAACAGUAAGCUAGUAUAAUGUAAUUGAAGCCUUCAUAAAAGGAUGCUCAAAAGGAAAAGUGUAAUACUAUUUCCCAUUAUCAUCACUUCUUCUGAUUUACUCUUUAAAAAAAAUGAGAUUAGUGAAAAAGAAAUAGGAUACAGCUACCUCUUAAUAUCUAAAAGGUUAAUUUUGCAUCAAUAUGGCAUUCACUGUCUUUGAAAGAUAUUUAUACUUUUAUGAUAACAAAAAUCUUACUCAUUUGAACAAGCCAGCAUUGGUGAAAUUAUUAACCCUAGGAAUAUUCGAUACUACUAGAUUACGAUCUGAAUAACAAGUUGACUACGUAAAAAUGGAAGGAAUAUUAUAUCCUGGAAUAAGUGAUCCUCUAUUAGAAAUAAGAGGGACAAAGUAUAAUUACACUAAUUAAAAAAGUGAUAGUAUUGUUGAACUUUCAAAGAACUUCAACGAAUAAUAUGAAGAAUAUUGCAAAGUAUUUUACAGAAUUUUGCCAGAUAAUAAUGGGUAAAUAGAGAAUAGACCAGAAUUCGAUAAUUACAAUUAGUUUUGGAACUCAUUGUUUAGAGAUAUUGCCACUGGAGUUAUUUCAUAAAUUUCAAUGAUCUAUAUUAAUAGUAAAUCCAACAAAAAUAAUCAAAAAGAAUACUUUGAAGAAUUGGCUAAGAGUUUACCAAAAGAAUUAUAGAAAUUAUAAUUACAAUACUCCUUGAUUACCAAAUUGAUUCAAUUAAAUAUCUCACAAUAUGGAUACAUAAGGUCUAAAUAUUGGGACAAAUCUUUGGAAUUGAUAAAAAAGCAAAUAUUUAAACAAAGUGAAAUUGAAGUCUUGGAGAGUGAUUAAUCUUCAGAAUAAACUCAAUAAAUCAUGAUUUCAUUAAUCCAAUAUUAUGCAGGACAAUAUACUGUAGCUUAAAAGGAGAAAGAAAGCCAACCAUCAUAAUAGUUUUCCAAGUUCAGAGAAACAGAAUAAAGAUUCUUUGAAAGAAUGUUUGGUGCAGAAAACAAGUAAAACACAUAGAGAUCUUAACCUAAAUUCAAAGGAACUAAACAAAAAAUACCUAUAGAUUUAAAUUAGUUAAUCGAUAAUUUAUUAGGACUAACUUUAAAUGAAACAGAGAGAAGAGAAUUAAAGCCUUUAGUAGAUCUAUUUUAUAAUCCAAAAGUUAUGAACACUUAAUUUAUUACUAAAACUUGGGGAAAUGAUUAUCUAAUAAUGGAUGCCUUAAUGUUAAUGUUAGUCAGAGUUUAAUUAGAAAACUCGAAAGCUACUGGAAAAUUCUCAUCUUUGGCUACCAAAGUGCCAGCAUGCUAUUUGUAUUAUUCAAUAGGAGAUUAAUAUGAAAAUUUAAGCUAGGAUGAUCUAGUUUAAUUUAAAAAUAAUAGUGAUCUCUUGAAUUCUGGAAUUGAUGAUUUAAUAUAGGAUUGCAAUGAAAUCUAGCCAUCAAUUAAAUCACCAUUGAAAUUGAUGAUAAGAUGCUUCUUGGGUGAUGUGGAAGCAUGGUAUGCACUGAUUGCAUUCAGUAGAAAAUAAGAAGGUGUAGAGACUGAAUUGUUAUCUGAAAGAAUGAUAAGAACUUUUAUCAUUGAGUUAUUGCUUUAAUUCAAGAACUUCGGAUUAAGAAGUCCUUUGUUAGACAGAUAACAAGUAUCAUCUUAAUCAUUCCAACAACUACUCAAGACUUCAAAGAAUCAGAAUCUAAUCAAGAUUAUUGAAACUGCACUUGUAAAUACUUUCAUGAAGGAUAAAGAAGUGUUUCCAGAGGAAAGUACAAAUAAAUUGAUUCAAUUUUUAAGUUUUGUAUUCGAGGGAAAUACUGAGGUAUUAGCAGACAACGAAAAAAGUGGAUUCUUAGAAAUAUUAAUCUAAGUAUUAAAAAUAGAUAAAUAAAAACAACCAGAAUUUAUAUAUGUUAUCCAAUUUAUUUUAUAAUUGCUAUUUAAAGGUGAUAAAUCAAAUGCUAACUUUGCCUAAUUUGAAGAUUAAAUUUAGGUUUUAAAAGAUGAUAGAAAUAGCAGUGCAUGGGAAUUUGUCAAAGCUAUAAUCGAAGUAGAUCAUUCUAAAAACAUAAAUGUCUUAAUUUCAAAAUCCUAUCAAAUUAUGAGGAAAAAUAACUUAGGAUAGUUCUCAAAAUACUCAAAUAUUCUAGUAUCCUUGAGUUCAAUUGCUCAUGUAUCAAAUUAUCCUACUAGCAAUGUUGAUAAUGUCAAACUUAUGAAUGUGUUGUUGUAUCCAAUAUUAUGGCUAGGUUCAAUUAUAGAAAAUAGCAAAGAACCCUUCACUAAAUUCACAGAAUUCUCCUAAGGAUUUAUUGAAAAAUCUGCUCCAGAAGACUUUUCAUCAUUGUUAGAUCAAUUUUAUGACUUUAGUAAUAAAGGAAACAAUUCCGAAUCAGCAAUUUCAGAAAAGAAUGUCGCCUUUUAUAAGACAGCAUUCUUGGCAUGGUGCUAAAAAAAUUAAGAUAGUCAACUCUAAUAAUUCUUUGAAUUCGUAAAAGGGAAAGUGUUUGAUAUUUCAUAACUUCCACCUCCUCAAUAAAUAAUAAUUCAAAGUUUAAUUGAAUUAUUAUAUAAUAACAAAAUUCAUGCAGAUCCAGAACAAAAGAUUUUGAAAUAAUUUAUAUCUGAAAUAACAAAGAUAGAAGAUUUGAAGGGUUAAAAAGAAGUUAUCGAGGCUACCAUUAUUAUGUUCAGUGGUUUAUCAGAUCCAAAAGAUAUUAAAGGAGAAAAGUUCCUUAAAGCCAUUUCUACCUUAUUGUCUAAUUACAAAGAAAUAGGAGAGAUCAUCAAAAUGAUUUUCCUAUUUUAUUAAACUGAAGACAUAGAGAAAUUGAAAGAGUUGCCAUAGUAAAUCUAGAAAGGGUGUUUCAGCAAUCAACAGUUAUAUGAUAAGAAGUUUGAUAACAUCCCAUUAUCCUAAUUGUUCUUGAUUGCAUCCAAUGCAUAAAAAAUGAUUAAAUCAUUGGAAGAUGCAAAAGAAAUGAAUGAGAAGGAAUUGCUAAAGGCUGUUAAGCCAGUCUUGGAACCUAUGUUUGGAUAAAAAUAAGAAAAAGAUUUACAAAUAUUGGUUAAGUGCAUUGAAGCCAUCAUUGCCAUUAAAUAUAAGAAAUUCAAUGAAGUUACAUCAGAAUUCUUUUCAGUUAUGAAAAUAUCUCAAUCAAAUAGUUAGCUUCUUGUUAGCUUAAUGAAAGACUUUUAAUUAGGUUUGUAAUCACCUCAAUAAUUGAUCAAAGAGAAGAUGGCCUCUUUAGUCAAUCCAAAUACAGUUAGAACUAUGCAAUACAUGAAUUCAGUUAUGGCUAAAUUAAAUGACAAUCGAGAAUUGUAAUAUGAAGAUAUGUUUAGAGUUUUGGAUAAGAAUGGCCAGAGAUAAGUUAGAGCUUAUGAUGUGAUUGAAUUUUUAAGAAGAAUUAACAUAGAAAUUACAGAACACAAAUUUAGAGAAGUUUUGGUUACUAUCAAAGGUGAUUAAGUUAACAUCUAGGCCUGCAUGAUAGAUUUCUAUGAAUUUAAAGAAAUCAUGCAAGAAAUUUCAAUCUAAACUAUGUUCCUAAGCUUAGAAUAUUUAGGAAUUUCGAAACCUAUGUUAAUCAAAGGACUUAUUGUGUUAAUAGUAUACUUAGUCAUUGUAUUGGCCUUCAUACUUAUUGGAGUUUAAGCAUUUGCUAUACCAGGUACUUUUGCAGCAAUUGUUAAUGCCGCCUUACCUAUGAUUGGAGGAUUAGGAUUGAAUAAAUAAGCAGCAGAAGAGAAAUUGAAAUCCUUAAAUUUAACAGCAAUUUUAGAUGUUGUCAAAAAGGCUGUUAAAGUCAUUCAAUCAAGAAGAAUAUGA